AUGUCUCUUAUAUUUUCCAUUGUUUUCGUUCUCAUCGUGCAGCACGCAUCAGCUACUAUCUAUGAAUGCUCUUGUCAUUGCCCAUAUGGUUCCAAUUCAAGUUUAGCGUUCGCAUCAGAAAACUCUUCCGAAGCAUGUGUUCGUGCAUGCAUUGCUUCUCCAUUCAAUCCAUGUGUCUCUGCUAAUACUUAUGCGUGUUCGGGAACGGACUGUGCGUAUUCCAGUUCAUACGAUAACUCGACAACGUUUACUGUUACCUCACUGUUCAGAUGCUCUUGCCAAUGUCCUUACGGGUCCAUUCAAACUUCUGUGUACACAUCGAACAACUCUCCCGAAGCAUGUGUUAGAGCAUGCAUUGCUUCUCCAUUCAAUCCUUGCAUCUCUUCCAACACCUACGCAUGUUUGGGAACUAACUGCAUGUAUUCGAGUUUAUACGAUAGUCCAGUAGUAACAAAUACUAUAGUUCAGCGCUUCCAAUGCACUUGCCAAUGCCCAUACGGUUCUACGCCAAGUUUUGCAUACACAUCAGAAAAUUCAUCCCAAGCGUGUAUCAGAGCGUGUAUUGCUUCUCCCUUAAAUCCCUGUAUUCCUUGGAACACCUACGCCUGUCUCGGCACGGACUGUGUCUAUGCUAAUUGGUAUAUACAUUCAAGAAGAAUAUUAGCUGCACAUCGUCCAUGUACGUGUCAGUGUCCAUUAGGUUCAAGCAGAGCAUCAGCCUUUGCAAUAGAAGACUCUUCACAGAACUGCGCGACAGUCUGUAACUCUACCUUGGAAAUCAGUGCAAUGGAAGAUAAUACUACGAUUGAUUCAAUCAUCGAUGAAUUCGAUUCAGUCUACAAUAUCAAUUACGUUGAUACAAAAAGAAAUGAAACUUCUAUUACAACUGGUGGUGUCACAUUUGGUGCAGACGAAGACAAUGAAGUCGUUGAUCCCAAGGAUGUUACUGUUCUCGCUUCCUAUCGUCGCGCUAUUAAUCGACAUAUGUACACAGAUGAAGCACGCUUUGAACAAGUGCAGAUUCGUGUGCGCCACCAUCUUCUUAGAACACUCGGCUGUAAAGUAGCAGACAUAGAGAAAAUCCUUCAAUGGAGUUGGAUACCUCGUGAUAAUUGUGGAUUUCGCUUAGCUGGCCAACCCUUGAAAGUGCCCAUACCUCCGAAUGGAAAGGUCUAUUCUAUGAUCCAUGGCAUAUCUUUUUAUGAUAACGGAUCCUUCUUCUUGAAUUUAACGGAAGCCGACGAGGGCAGUGCUUUGUUCAAUUCUGAUGACGUCGAACUAAUUAUGAAGCACGGCAUUACCGGUGCCAGUUUUUCGUUGGAUCCUCCUUUGGGAUCGGAUCUUCCACAUCCAUUUCAAAAAGCUACUUGGGCUCCGUACGAUACUCUCAACGGUACUGACUUUCUUGCUACGAUGCUUCACGCCGAUCUUUGGUUAAAAAGCAUGAGUUUUCUUGUGGAAGCAUCAGUCAAAUCUCCGUUUCGUGCUUGA
Messenger RNA from Adineta ricciae, 1491 nucleotides. NCBI's taxonomy places the organism in Eukaryota, Metazoa, Rotifera, Eurotatoria, Adinetida, Adinetidae. The record is from the annotation of a GenBank genome assembly.